Molecule: messenger RNA, 888 nt
Organism: Equus caballus (horse)
Lineage: Eukaryota; Metazoa; Chordata; Mammalia; Perissodactyla; Equidae
Source: RefSeq, a predicted model, not a curated record
AUGAUAGGUAGCCAGGCUCAGCUGACCAAGGGAGACGAUGAGCACACCCUGCAGUGGGAGGAGCUGGUGGGAGGCAGAGGCUUUGGGGGCGGGCUCCUCCAGCAUUCCCUGGGGUCAACUGACCCACAGAGCCACAUUAUUAAUAUGUCUGUGCUGUGGCUGCUUCUGGGCCUCCUUGCCCUUCCUGACUCCUCUGACGGUAGCAGUUGGGGAUGCUACGGAGACAUCCAAACCUUUGACACCCCUGGGGCAUCUUGUGGGAUUGGAAGACGUCGAGGCCUGAGCUACUGCGGAGUUCAUGCUUCUGAAAGGCUGGCUGAAAUAGACAAGCCAUACCUAUUGAGAUAUCAACCCAUAAUGCGUACUGUUGGCCGAAAGUACUGCGUGGACCCUGCAGUGAUUGCUGGUGUGUUGUCCAGGGAGUCUCAUGGUGGCAACAUUGUGGUCAACGUGGACAAUGCAGGCGAUGGAAUCAGGGCGCAGGACCCUGGUCCCUAUGCUCCCACAUCCCAGAUCAGCGAGUCCCAGCUUUCACGGAUGACUCACAUCCUCAUUGUUAGAAUCAAAGAAAUCCAGAGGAGGUUUCCAACCUGGACCCCUGACCAGUACCUGAGAGGUGGACUCUGUGCCUACAUUGGUGGUGCGAGCUACGUUAGAAGCCACCAGGACCUGAGCUGUGACUUCUGCAAUGAUGUCCUUGCAAGAGCCAAAUACUUCAAGAGACAUGGCUUCUAACGCUUCAGACCAAACCCAAGAUCGUUAUCACACAGGAGGCCUCAACUGUCACACAGACAACACCAGCCAAUGGGGCUUGUCACUGUGAAUCUGAGUUUGUCCUGAAGGUUGUCAAAAUAACACAAAUCACAUUAAAGGAAGAAUUAUUAUCUA